AUGGCGAUGCCUUUGCCCGAUUCGCGUUGUGCGGUACUGCAGGACGACAAGGAGGCCCUUGCGCAAAUUCAGCAGAUGGUCAGGUUCAUCUUGAACGAGGCCAAGGAUAAAGCGCAAGAACUAGAGGCACGAGCAUUGGAGGACUUUAACAUUGAAAAGCUGAAGCUUGUUCAGCAGAUGAAAGAUAAGAUCCGUCAUGAGUUCGCCAAAAAAGCAAAGAAACUUGAGGUUCAGCGAUCCAUCGAUCGCUCAACAGCAAUAAAUAAAGCCCGCCUCCGCCGCAUUGCUGCUCAGGAGCAAGUAGUCUCCGAGGUGUACGCCCAGUCUCAGAAGCAGUUGGCGGCCAUCAGCUCGGACACUGCGAAAUACAAGGAACUCAUCAUGAAUUUGAUAGUGCAGGGACUGCUGCGUCUUUUGGAGCCCGAGGUAAUCAUCAGGUGUCGCGAAGUAGACCGUUCCCUUGUGGAAAGCGUUUUGUCUGCUGCCGCUUCAAAGUACAGCAAGAUUCUCAGCAGUGAAGCAGGACUUAACAAGACCGUCAAGUUGUCUGUUGAUAAGACGGGACGGUACUUGCCUCCCCCUCCCAGUGCAGACUCUAGCCUGCCUUCCUGGUAA
Messenger RNA from Cyclospora cayetanensis, 615 nucleotides. Its product is annotated as V-type proton ATPase subunit E2. The record is from RefSeq and is a predicted model, not a curated record. Gene Ontology annotation, biological process: proton transmembrane transport. The coding region runs from base 1 to 615 and encodes 204 amino acids. The transcript has 4 exons. Lineage: Eukaryota; Apicomplexa; Conoidasida; Eucoccidiorida; Eimeriidae. Gene Ontology annotation, molecular function: proton-transporting ATPase activity, rotational mechanism. Gene Ontology annotation, cellular component: proton-transporting two-sector ATPase complex, catalytic domain.